AUGGAAAUACUGCACUCCUUGCCGUCCUAUCUCCAAGCUAACGCCCAGUGCAAACUCUUAGUAAUUGAUUCGGUUGCUUUCCACUUCCGUCAUGGUUUCGAAGACUACGGUCAAAGAGCUCGAGCAUUGGACGAGCUUGCUGCCUUUCUACAUGGGCUUGCGACUGAUUUCGACUUGGCUGUCCUGUUGAUCAACCACAUCACUACAAAGUCGUCGUCUAACGAUCGUCAAGUAUCACAGGAACGACCAGCAUUAGGUGGGUUAAGCCAGAUGCCAUUUAUAUUGUUGACUCUAACUCCGUUACUUUUCUUGAAUAAAAAGGUGAAAGCUGGACUCAUUCAAAUGCGAAUCGGGUAGUGUUUGGAUGGGAGGCGAACUGCCGAGUUGCUCGUCUAAUCAAGUCAGCUACACUUGCGCACGACUCAACAACGUUUGAAGUGUCAGAGCGAGGGAUCCGCGAUAUGACUGAUAAAGAGUACUAAGUUAAGUCCCUCAACGAAGAUGCAUAUGAAGUCGUCGUUUAUCAGCUACCAAUUUAUGUUCACGAACAACGAGUUG
Phytophthora nicotianae INRA-310 is the source of this 558-nucleotide messenger RNA. RefSeq lists its product as hypothetical. The record is from RefSeq and is a predicted model, not a curated record. Gene Ontology annotation, biological process: meiotic DNA recombinase assembly; reciprocal meiotic recombination; DNA repair. Gene Ontology annotation, molecular function: ATP-dependent DNA damage sensor activity; ATP binding; four-way junction DNA binding. Gene Ontology annotation, cellular component: Rad51C-XRCC3 complex; Rad51B-Rad51C-Rad51D-XRCC2 complex; replication fork. NCBI's taxonomy places the organism in Eukaryota, Oomycota, Peronosporomycetes, Peronosporales, Peronosporaceae. Bases 1 to 357 code for a protein of 118 amino acids. The transcript has 5 exons.